AGUUUUAAAAUUUUAAACCUCUCAAAUAUUCUACCAAAAUAUCUUUUCUAACUUUCCCUCAGAAACCCCCCAAAAAACUCUUCAUCCAAGAAGGCUCUAAGCAGCGGACAGUGAAAGAGGCGUCUCUGAUUUUCAUCAAUCACAGCAUGUCUGGACCCAUCUUCCAGGAUGAUUUUGAGAGCUUGAAGAAAGAUAUCAAAAGGCAUGAAGAUAACCUAAAAUUUUUGAAGUCACAGGCAAAUCUUGUAGAUGAAUCGAUACUUGAUCUUCAAGUGAGUCUUGGGAAGUAUCAUUCACUAAAUACACCUAAAGCAGCAAGAAAGAAUGGGGGGUUUCAAAGUGAGGAAGAAACAGCAAAACAAAUACUAAAACAAGAGAUAACAGCAGCUGCAAUAUGGUGGCAACUAAAAUCUCAUCAUGCAAUAGCGCUUUCAGAUUUGCCAAUGACCAAGGAUGUGUUAGGUGUUGUGGCAACUCUUGCCAGUGUUGAUAAUGACAAUCUAAACAGGCUUCUCUCAGAGUACUUGGGUUUGGAGACAAUGCUGGCAAUAGUCUGUAAGACAUUUGAGGGUGUUAAGGCUUUAGAGACAUAUGAUGCGGAAGGCAAAAUAAACAGCAAUAUUGGUCUACAUGGCCUAGGAUCUUCAAUUGGGAGGAAAAUUAAUGGCCGAUUUCUCGUCAUUUGCCUUGAACAUUUGAGGCCAUAUGCUGGCGGUUUUAUAGCUAAUGAUCCGCAAAGGAAGCUUUCUAUUGAAAUGCCAAGGCUACCAGAUGGGAUUUGUCCAACCGGUUUUCUUGGUUUUGCUGUUAACAUGGUCAAUCUGGAAAACGCUAAUCUGCUUCUUGUCACUGCCAAUGGACAUGGCCUUAGAGAGACACUACUUUAUACUAUAUUUUCUCACCUUCAAGUAUAUAGAAGCAGAUCCGAAAUGCUACUUGCUCUCCCAUGCAUAACUCAUGGAGCCGUAUCUUUGGAUGGUGCGAUGAUAAGAGGAAACGGUUUCUUUGCUCUUGGCAAUAGGAAUGAUGCAGAGGUGAAAUUCCCAGUAAUUUCUAGCAAAGGUAAUUUACCUACAAACUACACUCAAAUUGAAUAUAAGAUCAAGAUGUUAAAACGGGAACAUCUGACUAUUGCUGAGGAUAUGCGAAGAGAACAGUCAUUGUUGGACAAGACAAAGGUUCAGCUUGCUUCAUGGGGCAAGCCUAAGAAGAAAAAUUGCUAAAUGUAAAGAGAAGUUGUUGCAUCACCUUCAUUUUUUGGAUGGCAGGAAAUUAUUUAUCUGCAUUUAUAGCUUUGUAAAUUUCACUGGUAGCUAGUUUGCUGGAGGUUCUUCGAGUGUAUAGUCAUUGGCUCAAACUUUUUUUUUU
Messenger RNA from Jatropha curcas, 1368 nucleotides. RefSeq names its product protein DEFECTIVE IN MERISTEM SILENCING 3. The record is from RefSeq and is a predicted model, not a curated record. Lineage: Eukaryota; Viridiplantae; Streptophyta; Magnoliopsida; Malpighiales; Euphorbiaceae.